AUGUUGGAUAUGUGGGAAUUGGCGAAAAGAAAAAUACGAGAAAAUGAGGAUAAAACUGCGAAAUUUAACGAACCGAUGGAUGAAAAGGCAGAUGAUGGUGCUCCUCGAAGAACAACGACUCACAUCGUCAUGUGUGGAGUAUCACAAUCGGGAAAAUCCACUUUGGUGAACAAAUUCUUGGAUAGAAAUGAAGAACCGAAGGAAACAACAGCGCUGGAAUAUAUCUAUGCGAGAAGGACCAGAGGAAAUCACAAAGAUGUUUGUCACAUAUGGGAAUUGGGAGGAGGAACGAAAUUUGCACAAUUGCUUGCGAUACCGUUUGUCAAGAAAAAUAUCGAAUCAGCUUCACUGACUGUGGUUCUGGAUUUGACUCGACCAAAUGAACUGUGGGCCACUAUGGAGCAGCUGAUGACUGCUGCAUAUCGAUACGUGGAGGCUGCAAUCAAGGAAUUGGAUCAACAGCGGCAGGAGGUCUUGAAGAAUCGCAGCACGUCGAGGACUUCCGAGUACAAGGCAAGGACAUCUUGUAUGUUACCAUUAGCUAAGGUUUUAGCUGCUGAAAUGAAUUAA
This is a messenger RNA of Necator americanus (New World hookworm), 570 nucleotides long. RefSeq lists its product as uncharacterized. Gene Ontology annotation, cellular component: cytoplasmic dynein complex; ciliary basal body; axoneme. The transcript has 5 exons. Bases 1 to 570 code for a protein of 189 amino acids. Gene Ontology annotation, molecular function: dynein heavy chain binding. NCBI's taxonomy places the organism in Eukaryota, Metazoa, Nematoda, Chromadorea, Rhabditida, Ancylostomatidae. The record is from RefSeq and is a predicted model, not a curated record. Gene Ontology annotation, biological process: intraciliary transport involved in cilium assembly; intraciliary retrograde transport.